UUUGAUAAUGUGUGCAGAUCACAGAUUAACCUCUGAUAAGCCUUGUUCUAUGGUUCUAUGCUCUUUGAUGCUUUUUUAGGUUAGGUGUCAUAAAAUUUCUCUUCAAGAAUUCGAAAUGUUUUCGCUAAAUAGGGCUCUGCAGAAAUUGUCGAUUGUUGAAUUAUCAAAAUUACAAAAAAUCAAUGUUCGUUUUAAAGCGAAAAUAGUGGAUUUGCCUCAGAUCGGACAUGGCGUAUCUUUUAGAAGAAAGGUCCACUUUCCUGAUGAGUACACGGUAAAGCCCCUGGAAGUAACGAAUCUGGGGGGCAGAGAUCCCAAAACUGGUCGAGUGGUAGUUAAUGGGAUCGGGGGUGGAAUUAAACACAAGUACCAUUGGAUUGAUUGGGUACGAACUGGACCCAAGGAAGGGCCACCACAAGUCGAAAAAGUAAUCAAAAUAAUUAAAGAUGGAUGUAGAACAGCUCAUGUGGCCUUAGUAGCUGUCGGAGACCGACUCAAGUAUAUCCUCGCAACGGAAAAUAUGAAAGCUGGAGAUCUAAUAUGCACUUCAUGUAACAUUCCUCGAAUACCAGUGAGGGCGAAAGAAGGCGAUGCACAUCCGAUAGGAGCUUUGCCAAUGGGCACUCAAGUGCACUGCAUUGAAAAAUAUCCAGGGCAGGGUGGAGUUUACGUGCACGCGGCAGGCAGUUGUGCGACCAUUUUACGUAAAGCACCAAAUAAUCGGGUGAUUGUUACAAUGCCCAGCAAAAAGGAAUUCAGUUUCCCAGAAGUAAAUAUGUGCACAGUGGGCAGGCUCAGCAAUGUGGCUCAUGCUGAUACCCCGAUAGGGUCGGCUCAAAAAAAUAGGGAACUUGGUAACAGACCACGAUCAGGUUGGUGGCAAAGGAAAACGGGAAGAUUUGGCAGAAAAAUUAGAAAGCCUCCUCCAGUGAAAGACAUAAAUCCUAUUUCGACCCCGCGAGCAGAGCGAGUCGCUCUAACAUACACUCACCCUUUUGUUCAUACAAACCAACCAUGCUUUCACUAUUAGCGAUAAAUGUCCUUAAGUUACUCGUUUUACACGAUUUUGUUGGCAUAUUUUCAAUAAAUGUUCAGUGUAGACGACAUAAUAAAGUUAUUAUGUAAAUUA
Molecule: messenger RNA, 1129 nt
Organism: Dendroctonus ponderosae (mountain pine beetle)
Lineage: Eukaryota; Metazoa; Arthropoda; Insecta; Coleoptera; Curculionidae
Gene: mRpL2
Product: 39S ribosomal protein L2, mitochondrial
Exons: 5
Coding region: 116-1030 (304 amino acids)
Biological process (GO): cytoplasmic translation
Cellular component (GO): ribosome
Molecular function (GO): RNA binding; structural constituent of ribosome
Source: RefSeq, a predicted model, not a curated record